UCACUCACUCCUUCCCUUCUUCUAUAAAUAUCUCCUUUCUCCUUCCUUCUUCCCAGUUCAAACUUCACCAAUAAUCCAACUAAAUUCAUUUAUUUUCACAACCCAAAAAACCAAAAAAAAAAUUAUGGUUCUAUUUCUUAAACCUAAAUCUUGUACAAGAGUUACCGAUGAAAAACGGUGUUUAGAAGAUUGCAAGGAAUACAUUUACAAGGCCGAUAACGAUAAAAGUGGUGGUGCAUCAUCAACUACAUGUACGUUUUUAACUGUUUGGAGGAAGUCACUUUUGAUGAGUUGUAGUGGUUUUACCGUUAUUGAUUGUACUGGUAAUUUAAUUUACCGUGUUGAUAAUUACCGUGGGAGACCUGGUGAGAUUGUUCUUAUGGAUGCUUCUGGAACAUCUAUUUUCACUACCCGUCGUCAUAAGACGAUACGACUAGUGGACGAUUGGCUAGUAUACAAGGGUGAUGCAAGUGAUCAUCACAAUACCAAAACAUUCCAAAAAAAGCAGCCUAUUUGUUACGUGAGGAAGAAUGUUAGCUUACUACUAGCAAAUUCCAAUGUACUUGCGCAUGUUUUCCUAGGGGCAACAACUAAUAAUCCUAUAUAUGUAAUAGAAGGCUCUUACGCGCAAAGAUCGUGUAAGAUGAUCGACAAAUCCUCGAAAAAAGUUGUAGCGGAGAUCAAGAGGAAGGAGGCAGCGAAUGGACAUGCAUCCUUUGGUCUCGAGGUUUUUCACUUGGUUGUAUAUCCGGGAUUCAAUCCUGGGUUCGCGAUGACCUUGGUUUUGUUGCUGGAUCAGAUGUUUAGUUAAGAAAAAACAAAUGUUUCUUUUCUAAUUGUUGUUCUUGAGUGCCCCUCUGGUUUUUCCUGCCAAGACGAGGGCUGAUUCCCCUGUUGUCUUAACAAAGUGGGAUUGUAAAACUAAUCAAUCGCUAACCUGUUUAACUGACCGCGAUAGCUGAAGCUUCUUCGGCUAAGUAAAAUACAUGGAAAGUUGCUUUUUUACUUGCAUAUGAAA
Molecule: messenger RNA, 1018 nt
Organism: Chenopodium quinoa (quinoa)
Lineage: Eukaryota; Viridiplantae; Streptophyta; Magnoliopsida; Caryophyllales; Amaranthaceae
Product: protein LURP-one-related 17-like
Exons: 2
Coding region: 125-811 (228 amino acids)
Source: RefSeq, a predicted model, not a curated record